Argentina anserina (silverweed cinquefoil) is the source of this 372-nucleotide messenger RNA. RefSeq lists its product as uncharacterized. The record is from RefSeq and is a predicted model, not a curated record. Gene Ontology annotation, biological process: regulation of double fertilization forming a zygote and endosperm; regulation of protein localization to cell surface; double fertilization forming a zygote and endosperm. Lineage: Eukaryota; Viridiplantae; Streptophyta; Magnoliopsida; Rosales; Rosaceae. The coding region runs from base 1 to 372 and encodes 123 amino acids. The transcript has a single exon. Gene Ontology annotation, cellular component: vesicle; extracellular region.
AUGGCAAUGAAAUUGGAAGCACUAUCUUCGUUGCUACUGGUGUCAUUACUCACAGCCUUGCUAGCUCAAUCGAGGUUAGCUACUGCGCAGUUUCCUCCUACCUUUCCAGGGGGCCUAUUUCCACCAGGAACUGCGCCGGAUGUGCUCAAGUGUUGGUCAUCUCUUACCGGCGUCAAUGGAUGUGUUAUGGAAAUCUUUCAAUCUGUUUUCAGCUUGCAGUUCGGAGGCAUUGGUGCCGGCUGUUGUAAGGCAUUUGUUGCUAUUGAGGACAGCUGUUUGCCCAAAAUGUUUCCACUGACUCCAUUCUUCCCUCCCUUGCUCAAGAACAUUUGUGCUCUCCAAGGAGGUCCUGCACCCCCAGCAAAAUUCUAG